AUGUCUAUGAAAGGUUGGUCCCGGGAAGUUUGUGACGUGGUGUGUUGCCAACUGGAGGUGUGGUGGGACGUCGUUGCUGUGAGAUUCAUACUUGAUCCACCGUAUUUGUUGCUGCCACAUUCUAGAAGAGUUAAGAAGAUAGAUCUGAAGAUUCGAGCUACGCAGUUGUACGGAUGUAAAUCAGUGUACACCAAGUGGGAGCUGCCCCCAAGAGUGCAGCCCCCCGCCUCUCAGUCACGUCUAAGUCCUGCCAACUCUUUGGAUGCGAUCCUCAACUUCGACUUGCCGAGUCUUCCUAAUGAAUACCCAGAGACUGAUGUUAUUGGGAUGGUGGCAGAGAACGACGAGUGGCGGUCCCAAUGCAGGGUUGUUCGGCAAAGUUCGACCCGGCAACCGCGGCUAGAACCGGCGCGAGCGUGGCUCGGGCUGGUGCCACCUGGGGCCCGCCUGCACGUACCGCUGGAAGUCCUCAACGAUACGCACCAACAUGUACGGUGGUGGUCCGAGUCGUGCGGUUGGUGGGACGAGAGCACGUUGAACACCGCGUGCCGCGGACGAGAACCCUGCGAGGGGUGUCAGGAUGCCGCCUGCACGUGCACGUCCAUCCAGCCCGCACACGGAGAACUGCUCCACGAGGGCUCCGCCCGCCUGCACUGCGGACUGACCGCGCCCUCUAGAGAUGGGUGUGUGGUGCGGCUGGUGGUAGCGCGAAGUGGGCGUGGUGUGGCGCGCGCGUCGCUGGUUGGCUGCCGGGUGCUGGCACCGCGCCUCGUGCUGCGCGCCGUCCGCUCCAUCGGUUGUAACUUGGACCUGGGCGCUGGUAACCGCAGUGAUGGCACCGCCGUCCUGCGACCGAACUCUGCUCUCAUCAUCGGGACUCGCACUCGUUACCGUCUCAUCAUCACAAACAUCACGCCGAUCGCCACUACCGUCAGCUGGGAUCCUGCGAUUGGCUGUAUCAUUACCAGCUCCCAGGUUCUCAACAAAGUAGGUCAUAAACCAAACCCUAAAGAGGCGUGUACACACCUCCUUAAAGUGUGA
Molecule: messenger RNA, 1041 nt
Organism: Achroia grisella
Lineage: Eukaryota; Metazoa; Arthropoda; Insecta; Lepidoptera; Pyralidae
Exons: 8
Coding region: 1-1041 (346 amino acids)
Source: RefSeq, a predicted model, not a curated record